AUGGCUUUCCCUAUUCCAUCACAUUUGCCGCGCAGGAAGGAACCACAGGAUGUAUCCACCAAAAUAUUGACCAAGAUAUCGGAGGCGACGGCAAAGUCUCUUGAUGCGCAGCUGGCUUCCUCAUGGGUGGCGGAACUGGAUGAUACCAUAACGCAAACGAAGCGACGUAUACAUGAGCGGAUGUCAGAGGACCUCCCAGCAUUAGAGCGGCAGAUGUCAGCUGCGAAGUCUAUCCAGGAACGGUUGGAUUCCUUGACGAGUAAUGUCGACCUUCUCAGCAGUAGUCUGUCGGACCCAGAGUCAGGUCUCAUACCUACACUGAUCACUGCACUGACUCAACAUGCGUCGCUCUCUCAAGAGACGUCAGACGCAGAUGUCAAGUAUAAUGCACUAUCCCAUCUUCUCCGCUGCAGGGGCGACUUCUACAACCUGUCGCAACUGACCCACAAUGGGAAACUGCCUCAGGCUGUGGGAGCUUGCAGGGACCUUGAUCGACUCCUUGGUGAAUCUCCCUCCCCCUUAGGCCAGAGUGCGAUCAUGCUGGACUUGAAGCGCAAUUGCGCGGCUAUGCAGGCACGUACGGAAGAGCAGCUGAAUGACGCAUAUACUCGCAGCAUCCAGGUCUCUGCGUCUGAAAUCAUCAUUUGUCCCUCAAUUCAAGUCAGACAGUCGGAGACUAUCCUGUCUUUGGCGUCGAUCCUCUCUGCCCUUUCGGUGGCCUCCCUCACCGCCCAGCUCACGUCUUUGCGACGGGAUCUGUCCGCACUCUAUAUUGAACAUCUGAUGAAGCAGCCAGUGGCCGUUGUGGUGACGUCUGUUAAAGAUGUGACCGGGACACUUGAGCACAAACUGACAAUGUUCCCCUCGCCUCCGGACUCGGCAAGUCCAACAUCCCGGCUAGAAAAUCUAUCCGUGGUUCUCACAUUUCUGAAUACGCACCUGUUCCCUUAUCUCCCUGAGGCGGAACUUACAGCCUUCCCAUAUUCUCUCUGCAAGCCUAUCAAAACAGCUGUACUGACUCACCUGCUCGUUCCUUCGCUGCCUUCAUCCAUUGGAAAGCUUCCCAAUUUUUUGAAUCUAACUCGUCAAGCAGUGGCAUUCGAAGAUGAGUACAUUGGCUUAAUACUGGGAGACCAUAGCGGAGAUCGGGACGUCAAAGCCUGGGUGAGCACCGUGGGGUCGCACUACGAACGCAAGCGCCGCGUAGAGAUCCUUGAGAGUGCUCGGAUCACCAUUCUGCAUCCGGAGGAUGAAAGUCGGACUUUCCAUGUGGAUUUGACAAUCACCUCGGAGCCAGAGUCUACGGCCGCCCCGACUGUUCCUGAACCCCCCCGCAAGGCGCAACCCCAAGCUAUUGAAGAGGAAAGUGAAGUGGCGUGGGGUUUCGAGGAUGGACCAGUUCAUAAUGAUGAUACUAGCGCCGGCGAGGAAAAUGGAUGGGGUUUCGACGAUGAGCUCGACCCCGAGCCCGAAACGGAAGCUCAGCCUGAACCUCCACUGGAGCCAGCUUCUAAUGGUACUGAGGCCGAAGAAUACUCAGGGGAUGCUUGGGGGUGGAACGACGACGAAAGUUCACCAGCUGGAAGCUCAACAACUGCUGCGGACGACAGUCCUUGGGAUGAUGGGUGGAACGAUCCACCAGAAGAGAAAGGCUCUCCACACGGGACGGAUGCGUCCGCCAAGCCUGCGAAACGGUUGGAGAAAUUCACGUCGAAGUACCGCAUGGAUGUGGAUUCGUCGCCACUGAAGUCUCCUCCGCUCAUUGCACCUCCCCCACCCACACCUGUUAUAUCGGUGGCGCCAAAGCAGUAUGCACCCCCCACGGUGAUCAAGGAAUCUUAUGUAGUUUCCGGUCGUACAAAGGAGCUGAUCCGACUCGUAGAAGACGUUUUGGCAGAGGGCGCAGAACUAGCGUCAUCCGGGAUCUUGUCUGCUUAUUACGCUUCGUCAGGCUCACGGGCAGGAGCCCUGAUACUACAGGCGGCACCGCUGACGCUGGAACUCUAUCGUGCUUUGUAUCCGGUGUCGGCUUCAGUGGAACUGACAUCUUCAUCUCGGAGAUCCAUACGCUUUUCUAAUGAUUGCUUGUACAUUGGGAGUGAGAUUGACCGCAUAGUGCGAAAUCUCAAGGGCGCCAUGUGCUCGGCGAAGGACAAGCUGGUUGAGUGUAAAGAAGCGAUGAAUGUUUUGGGCGACAGUUGGUUUGAGGAGACCAUUGGUCGGCAAAAUGUCUGCACGAAUGAGCUGCUUGACAAAGCUGAGGGCUUCGUCGACACGAUGGAUCAGGAUCGCUUUGAUGAAUGUGAAGAUGCUGUCAAUAAGACAUUACAGCGGAUACGACAAUUUGCACAGCAACUGAAGACUAAUCUGAACAAGAGCAAGUACUACCUUGCGAUAGGUUCAGCUGUAGAUGCUGCUUUGUCUCGCAUUCUUACGGAUAUGCUGGCGCUUCCUGACAUCACGGCUGUGGAGUCGCACCGAUUGAGUGAGCUCUGCCGUAUCUUGAACGCCCUGGAGGGGUUAUUCGUAGAGAAUCCUGACCAGCCAUCUUUUGUUGUUUCGUAUGUACCAUCAUGGCUGAAAUUCUCAUACCUCUCGGAGCUUCUGGAAGCAUCUAUCGCUGAUAUAUCAUACUUGUUCGAGGAGGGUGCUCUCGUUGAUUUCGAGCUUGAAGAGCUGGUGAAGCUCGUACGGGCUCUCUUUGCGGACACGCCGUUGCGAACAAAUACCAUCAAUAAACUACUACAGGGUCACCCGGUGCAUUCAUAG
Sparassis crispa is the source of this 2769-nucleotide messenger RNA. RefSeq lists its product as hypothetical. Lineage: Eukaryota; Fungi; Basidiomycota; Agaricomycetes; Polyporales; Sparassidaceae. The transcript is spliced from 9 exons. The record is from RefSeq and is a predicted model, not a curated record. Gene Ontology annotation, biological process: mitotic spindle assembly checkpoint signaling; endoplasmic reticulum to Golgi vesicle-mediated transport. Gene Ontology annotation, cellular component: RZZ complex. Bases 1 to 2769 code for a protein of 922 amino acids.